AUUUAACAAGGGAUGUCAGCAGUGAAGAACCUAUCUCUUAAAUUUCACAUGUCGUCUAAUUUCCUAAAAUGGUAUCAAGACUCGUUUGAUGCUGGUACUCAGCUGUUUCUUGGUAAUUACAUAGUACAAAACGUGCAGGUGAUCGCCAUUGACGCUGCCUAUAAAAGCUAUGAGGAGUUGCUGACUACAGCUGGAAGUAAUCAUCUGCGCAUCCGACUAUUGACUACUUCUUCAGCCAUUUUGAAUUUGCGACACAUACGUUAUGAAUGACCUCUUGCCUUGAGGCAUUGGGCAUAUCUGAGAAGCAUACUUCUGCGGCGUAACUCGCGCUAAACUCGGCAGCCAAGAACUCACCUUAUACGGCUGAAAUGUCACGAUCGAAAUUGUCAAGUCAUAGCGGACCACAGGAACGCAUCGGCCGGGUCAACGAUUAGAGAUGCCGAGCCCAAAGUUGAACUUAGUUGUUGUCAGCAAUAUCGCUGGCGUGAGAUUCAUGAGCGACCAGGAUGCAAGGAUGGUUGUAUUGUUUUGCUCGAACUGAAAAAUGGUGUCAACUGUCGAAGUUGCUGAUAACCUAUGUAUAAAUUGCCUCUCCUCGUCGCAUCAUCUCGAGGCAGUUGACCGCAAGUCGACAUCAUAUCACCACCUUCAGUUAGUAACCGCGCAACCAUGACACCGCCUUCGAGUUUCUUUGCCUUCCUGGCACUCUGCUCAGCCAAAGUGCUUGCGAACCCUACUGCUGCUCUUCUUGGAGACUUGCUUGACAUAGUUUCUCUAGAUGUAGCGCCACUGAUCACUGAAGUUGUGACGACGACUUAUCCGGCAUCCACGCCAACGACGUAUACCACGUCCACCUACGAUACUUCGUGCCAAUGCCAUUAUUCGACCAUAUUCUGGUGGACUCCCCAUCCUCACCAUUCUUACGACCCCCACCCGUACCCAACGACAUCGUCUUCGGCACCAGGUCCUACCACUGUUACCGUGACUGAAACCACAACAGUCCCAACCACGACUACUGUUACAGCUACUGCAACAGUGACAGAACCAUGUACUCCGACACUUACUUGCGACAAGUAUGGUUAUCUUAUUCAAGCUGUCACCUUAUACCAAGUUGAUCUUUCCACGGGUGACGUGACUGUGGUGAAAGACCACCUAGGCGAUGACACAACGAUCAACGCCAUGGCGUACAACACCCUAGACAAUUUCUUGUAUGCAAGGCAGAGAGGCAACAACGAGCUCAUCCGAAUCUCAUCUGACGGCACGACCGAAGUCGUCACUACGUUCCCAGAUAACAACAAUGUUAAUAUUGGCGACAUCGACACAGAUGGAAAUUACUGGUAUGCAGGCGGCGACUCAUGGUAUCAGAUCGAUCUGAGGCCCGGUUCAGCGACUUACGGCACCUUGAUCGACAGUGGCAAAGUCGACAAUCUUGGCUUGAGCAUCGCCGACUGGGCAUACCUGCCCGUCGGGGGUCCCUACCUGUACUCCGCCGCCCACAACACUACAGCCGGUGGCGGUACCACGCUCAUACGAUUCAGUCUUGACACGAAGAAAUACGAGGUCGUGCAGCGCUAUCCCAAUAUUGGCGGACAUACCUGGGGAGCCAUGUAUGCCAUCAACAACGGUACCUUGUACGCCAGUGACAACACGAAUGGUGAGAUCUGGGCAUUCCCGAUUGAAGGGGGUAGCAGGCCGUACUUGGCUUCGCAGGGGCCAAUCUCUGGCCAAAAUGAUGGGGCUCGCUGUGUCUUGAAUUUGGACGUGUGAGAUUUCGUAGGCAGUUGACAUUCAUUCGUCGUAUAGGAUCGGAUAAUGAGGUGAUGAUGGAGACGAGUUGCAAGGAAUUUUAUUACUGGGCUUCUCAUUUCACUUCUCACGGGUUGAAAAUAGCCUGGUUAAUGUAUUUAAUGUAUAAUUUGACAACAUAUCAAAAUGUAAACG
Xylaria bambusicola is the source of this 1941-nucleotide messenger RNA. RefSeq lists its product as uncharacterized. The coding region runs from base 670 to 1767 and encodes 365 amino acids. NCBI's taxonomy places the organism in Eukaryota, Fungi, Ascomycota, Sordariomycetes, Xylariales, Xylariaceae. The record is from RefSeq and is a predicted model, not a curated record. The transcript is spliced from 2 exons.